AUGUGUGGACAGGAGGAAGUUCUCUCCCUUGAUCUUGAGGAUAAUGACUUUCUCUACCGAAUUCGAAGGAAGUCUCGAAUUGUGUACGUGUCGGUGUUACACGAGGACAUAAUCCCUUCAGAGGAACGCACAGAUGGUUCCCGAAUUCUCUCAAACCUGAGAGCAGUUCCAAAUUGGAACGGAGAUUGGACAACACUUACUAUCCGGAAAACCCCAAAGGGUGUUAUUGAGACCACUGUCGACGAAUUUCCACCACACUCCUUAAACACCGCGGUCAUUCAUGGCAAAGAUGCGCCAUACUUCAAUAUCUUAGAUCUUGUGCCUUUUUCUCGGAUUAGCGAUCGCGUCUCCAGAGUGGUGUUAGGUGACAAAACGUUGGUUUUGAAAAUCGCCAGGUUUCGACAUGAGGUGCCAGCGCUACAGCGGGAGGUAUCAACAUACGCUUUAUUAGCGUCCCGUGGCUUCCCCCUUGCUCCUAAGGUGAUUGGGUACGCUUAUGAAGGAACGAUAAACCGAACGAUUGGUUUGUUGAUGGAAGAUAUCGCCGGGAGCACGCCAGGCUCAGGAGAUCUUGAAGAUUGCCAAAUAACCGCUCGACUCCUUCAUGACUACGGUAUCCUCCAUCGCGACCUCAACAGGUACAAUUUUCUCAUGACGGAUCACGGCGCGAUUGUCUUUGACUUUGAGGUCGCGGUUGUUAAGGAACAUGUGGGGGCAGAGGAAUCAAGCGAAGAACUUAUAAGCCUAGUGAAGAAGUUUGAGGACGGUUCAGGGAUAGGAAAACGCUGA
Messenger RNA from Penicillium oxalicum, 789 nucleotides. RefSeq names its product aminoglycoside phosphotransferase family protein. NCBI's taxonomy places the organism in Eukaryota, Fungi, Ascomycota, Eurotiomycetes, Eurotiales, Aspergillaceae. The record is from RefSeq and is a predicted model, not a curated record. Bases 1 to 789 code for a protein of 262 amino acids. The transcript has a single exon.